Paramuricea clavata is the source of this 1124-nucleotide messenger RNA. The record is from the annotation of a GenBank genome assembly. NCBI's taxonomy places the organism in Eukaryota, Metazoa, Cnidaria, Anthozoa, Malacalcyonacea, Plexauridae.
AUGAAGUACUUGAAAGAUCCUGUAGCUGGCUCAAUGAUCGUCAAUAUCAAAACGAAUGAUGGAAAGGAAGAAACAAGAUUAAUUGCAACAUCGUGUUUGUUAAUAACGUCAGGGACUCGGGCGUGCAGAAACUGCACGUAUGCUGCAAAGCUUUGGCACAACCGCGAAACCAAGAGAAACGCGAAGGGUGGAAGUCUGCACAAGAAAUGCAAUGUUUGUUUUCUGGCAAGAGGUGGAUUAGAAGAAAAGGUGUGCAAGCAGAGAAAAGAGAUACGGAGUGAUAGUGUGAGAGAGAAGAGAGCAAUGGACGAAAUGAUCGAAUUUUCCGAAAGUGACUGUGUGAAUGUGAGGAAAAUAGUGGAUAACGUUGACAGCAAAGACGUCCCAGAAGACAUGGCACUUCUAUGGGAAAUGCAGAGAAAGCAGUUAGCUUCGAAAUCUCCAGCUGGUUAUCGAUGGCAUCCAAGGUAGGUAUACUUAUAAUUAUAUGCAUUAGAAAAUAAGUGCCUUAAAUGUGCUUAGAAUCAGCGCAGGGUUUCACUGAUUAAGAUCGACGUUAUCCCGUAAAAGUUACACUUGUAAUUUUUUUAGAAUUGUGAGGUUUGCACUGGAUAUCUACUGCAAGAGUCCCAAAUCAGUUGACGCAAUGCGGGAAUUUGUGAUACUACCAAGCAAUCGUCUUAUAAGGUAAAUUAUCACUGCACUAAAUAUAUUUUAUAUUAUACGGGGUAUGAUUGAUUAUGAUUAUGAAAAGAAUCAGAAGGCCUAUUCUGACGCAUAUUUCUAACAUAAAUCCUUGACAAGUUUUUACAUAGUCAUUGGUCACAUGAAUGCAGAUGUGCAUGUGAAGCAUUAGAGUGGAUUAUCAUGUUACAAAAACAACUAAUUAUAAACUCUCUUAAAUAUCCUGUGUCUUAUAUUGUAGAUACUACAAGAACUGUGUAAGCCAGCAAGCCAGCAACCAGGAUGGAACACAGAAACGAUUGAAUGGUGCCGAAAGGAAGCCGAGCGAAAAAAACCUCAAGUCUGCAGACUAUUGGGGAGGUCUGGUUGUCGGUGAGAUGAAAAUACAGGUAUACUGUAUGGGUGAACAGGACAGUAUAAUUUUCUAUGUUAUACAUUAG